GAUAUGGACAUCGAAACUACGUCACCUGUGGAUGCAGAAACACAGGCAGAACUUCUUCUAAGCACCUAGUCGAGACCAUCAGAGUAAGAAAAAUGGAAACAAGUCAUUAUAUGAAUUCACCAGCCGACAGAAGGAUGGAAAGGGUGACAACGGAUUCAGGAAAAUCCAAAAUCUACCUGCUGAUUGGAGUCUUUUUUUUCCUGCUGUGCGUCACACAAUCAAUACUCAAUGCUUACUUUUGGUAUCAAUCUGUUGGAACUUCGAAAGGCUUUAAUGUCUCAGUGUGCAAUGUCACCUUGCUGGAAGAAAUCCGAGAGGUUUUAUCAGAGAGAGAUCAACUUCUUAAACAGGAAGACCAACAUCUUGGACAGAUAGACCAACUGCUUCAGGAGAAAAAAGAAUUGCUUGAGAAGAACAAACAACUACAUCAAGGUCACAUCGAGCUGCACAACAAUGUGCAGCAAUUGAAAGAAGAAAAAAGAGAACUCCUUCAAAAUAAAGUCAAACUGGAAGACAAGAUGACUAAACUCAGGCAGAGAAACAGGCUACUUAAAAAUGAAAAUAGCAGGCUCAAUCAAGAGAAAAAUCAACUUCUCUACUGGAAGGAGCAAAUUCAAAAAGAAAAAGAUGAGCUAGUUAAAGAGAAAAAUGACCUGAUUCAAAUUGAACUUAAACUCACUGAACAAAAUGGAAAACUGCGUCAAGAGAAAUGCCAGUUACAACAAGAGAAGGAUUUACUGAAAAUACAAAUCAAAAACCUGGAAGAAAAACUUGCGGAAAAAGAAAAUCAGAUAUCAGAACUUCAAAAAAGAUUAAAUACAGAGGUAACAAGCCAAAGUUGUCCCCCGGGAUGGCUGAGGUUUAUGUCGAGUUGCUACCAGCUUUCUACAGAGCCAAACACCUGGAUAUAUGCCAAACAAAACUGUGAGACGAAAGGAGCUCAACUUAUGAUUUUGAAUGAUGAAACAGAACAGAGACCUUUCAUUGGAGGAAUGGUAAAAAUCUGGAUCGGCCUCUAUGUUGAAACAGACAGUUAUACCUCAUGUUGGAACAUGAAGGAUGUAAAUGGAAGACUGCUGAAAUAUAGUGCAUCAAACACCCCGAAACCAAAAUUUUGGACCGGUCUCUCCCAAAGUUGUGUUUACAUUGAUCAGAGUCUUCCAUGCAUGAGCUCUUGGUCUACGGGCACCUGUAGGGAAAAGUUCUAUUGGAUCUGUGAAAAACAAAUGAGCACCACUGGUGUUUGACUCCAUUCAUCAUGUGCAUGUCUGAGAGGAAAUCUCAGUUUAAAUCAAUCUCUUUUAACUAGGCCGGCAAAUUUUUAAUUGAAAAAGCUUCCUGGAUGGGAAGCGAAACGUCUUAAAACUUGGGAAAAAAAGACUAGUUGUUUGUUUUUUAACUUUUUUUGGAUGACUAUGACCUGGAUGACUGAAAUUCUUCACCAGCAUACUAACCCAAACUUUUUUAUUAUGGACAUUGCAUAUGGGUCUAUGAACAAUGAUUCACAUUUAAACAUUUUCUCUACUCAAAAUCGUCAAUUUCUGCAAAUAGGAUCAUGAUCUCCGAGUUUUUUUUUCUUAGAAGACACUAUUGACCUGUUGCUAGACUUUUGACUUUGCAUCUUUUCUGGACAGAUUUAUAUUUCUGUAGCAAGCCAUGCAUGUAUACUCUUUGCAUUUUAUUCCUUUAAAUCUACUCUCCCAGUGAUCCUCUGUUUAGCUAUCUUCUAAGCCUUGUUCUUUCCAGUUAAAGUGGAUGCUUUCGUUUUCAAUGUUAAAUUCCGCUUUCUCAGUUGCACAGUUCAAGGUAAAGAUAAACAAAAACUUCUGCUGAAUCAACAAGUUAAUUCUUGCAUUUUCUUCUUCCAUGUUCAAAAAUCACAAGGGAAUUUGUAAGACUGUAUAUUCCUACCCAUUACAAACUUCAACCAGAGUUCAUCUACUUCAACUAUUUACAAAGUCCCUUUUCCUCAGUUUCAUUGUUUGGGAUAACUUAAAUGUCACCAUUUGGAAAUAUAAAUAGAGUUAUUGAAUCGAUGUAUGGGUAUGAUUGGAUUUUAUUGUGCAAUUUAAAUUAAAAUAGCACAUUUAGAAAUAUUGAAAAAGAAUUAAUCCUGAUCUUACAUUUUUACUCUACUCAGCUGAUUUCCCAUGAGCCUUCAAAGCUGCAGGGAGAACAAACAUGUGGAAGUAUAGUGUUAGUUGUUUGUUUCCACCAGAGGGCUGUAUUGCUUUAUAUUCCAGGGCCAGGGGUCUGCAGCCCCAAGGGCUAAACACCCUCCACAAUGUCUCUUAAUAACUUUGGCUCAUCUAGAUUUCGAUUUUUUUUCCAAUUCCCUUCUUAAAGUCGCCAACCUCUUGAAAACAGUAACCCAUCAUUCACUCUGAAAACUACAAACCAAUAGUUCCUUCAUCAGGUGACAUCCAUUUUCUCCCCUUCAGAGACUCUUUUCCUGACAAUCUGGCAAUCCUGUUACCUUUUCAUUAUUUGUUCUA
Molecule: messenger RNA, 2495 nt
Organism: Cyprinodon tularosa
Lineage: Eukaryota; Metazoa; Chordata; Actinopteri; Cyprinodontiformes; Cyprinodontidae
Product: C-type lectin domain family 4 member G-like
Exons: 7
Coding region: 93-1247 (384 amino acids)
Source: RefSeq, a predicted model, not a curated record